Molecule: messenger RNA, 826 nt
Organism: Zophobas morio
Lineage: Eukaryota; Metazoa; Arthropoda; Insecta; Coleoptera; Tenebrionidae
Exons: 3
Coding region: 232-762 (176 amino acids)
Source: RefSeq, a predicted model, not a curated record
AAUCUCCUCUGUUUUAUCGUCAGUGUAUAAGUUUAUACAGAAUAUCGUUAUAAAUAAAUCAGAGUAACGGUGCAACGAAUCCGUAAUUUGGGUCGUCUAAAUCCUGUUUUUUGAAAACACAAUCAACAAGAAAAAUGCAGACGACUGGAAGUGGGUGAGGUGCUCUAGUUAAAAUCGUCGCGAAUAUGUGAUGGCGAUCAUUAACGUGUCGACGAAGGUGUGAAUUCUAUCAUGAAUAUCUUACUACUAUGCAUGCUAUUAUGCUACACAUCCACGGCUCGAAGUCACGACGAAAUCUCCGACCUGAAAAAUACGGAAAGUGCAACGGAAAACGAACGUGUACUAAAUGAAACUUUGACAAAAUACGGUGACGUUGAAGACUUUACGAAACUGGGACUACCAGGUCCCGAAAUUCUUACGGACCGGAAAAGGUUUGAUUUAAGUAAUCAGUUUGUUGGGGAUUCCACAAAUUACACUUUAAGAAUUCGUACUAUUAUUCGAAAUUUAAGUUACAACGCACGUUUUGAGAAAGGUACAAUAAAAAUAAUAGACAACCAAGAACAACCAGAUGUUAGGGGUCUGUUCACCGAACAUUUCAAAAAAAAGACUGGAGGUUAUUACAUUCGAACUAUAGGUUACACGCUAGAUGAAAAUGGUUAUAGACAGUUUCUGAUUGGCUUAUCUACAGCAAUAGCCGAAAAAAGUAAAAGAAUUUCGUCGACGGUUCUUGCAUCCUUAGUCGGUGGUAACAACUUAGGAUGAAAACAACAUUUAAUAGUACCUUUAUAUUCAAUUACAAGUGGAAUAAAAUUAAAUCAGUCACUCA